This is a messenger RNA of Patiria miniata (bat star), 7784 nucleotides long. Its product is annotated as protein sprouty homolog 2-like. The record is from RefSeq and is a predicted model, not a curated record. Gene Ontology annotation, cellular component: membrane; cytosol. Gene Ontology annotation, biological process: animal organ development; negative regulation of fibroblast growth factor receptor signaling pathway; multicellular organism development. The transcript has 2 exons. Bases 971 to 1819 code for a protein of 282 amino acids. Lineage: Eukaryota; Metazoa; Echinodermata; Asteroidea; Valvatida; Asterinidae.
GUGGAGCAGGGAACAGUUUGUACCAUAGUGUUGACCAGUUGUUGAAAAGGAUGUCCGGUUGUACUUGUAGUCAGGCGUCUAGGCCAAGGGUUAACACAUUUUGAGGCGCAUUGCCCUGGGGACAAGAUCAUCUGGUGCUUUGACAUUUUAAUUGAAACUGACACGAGAGCUAGCAGUGAGCGGUUUUAGUACAUGUACAGCCAUUUCGGUGGUGUUGGCGGUGGCAGUGGUGGAGUUGAGCAGGGAUCAAGAGCUUGAUGUGUUGUCGUGGCCGUGGACGGACAGAUCAUAAAGAUCUUGAUUCGACACACCUGUCCGCGUCAGCCAAGUUCCGGUCAUUAUUUGUGUUUCCCGGGACUUUCUCACCACACACACACCACCACCAACCACACCACACGACAGCAGAAACUCAGGGGGAGCUUAACACCGUGUAUGCAAGGGGGAAGAAGUCCAGAAAAAUAACACCGCGGUAAGAAUCCCAGGAAUGGCACCUGGCGCAUGUGGCUACGUGCCGUUGAGCCUUUAAGCCCCACACACUACCGCCGGAAACUCCAAGGUAUAACACGGCAGAGACAGUUGCUCCAGCCAGGACAGAGAACAAACCUGUGGGAAAAACAACCAGAGAAACCACGACACGAGGGGGAGGAGAUGUUGUAAUGAGCGAGACGGACGCUGGGGAGACGUCAGGGGAACGCACCGUCCGUCCUUCAGGUCACCCGCACUGUUUCCAAGCUCCCCCACAAACAGAUCAGAGCUUAUAGCGUCCCACUCGCACACCUGUCGGCCCGGGUCAUAUUCAACCCUCAGCCCGCCUCAAUUGUUUCUCAAUAACACCUUGCCAUAUCAUCGCCAUCAUCAUCAUCAUCGGAUUCCGCCCUUCCUUCGUACCCUGUGUGUGCUGAACAGUUUCCCUCCCUAUACUCAAAGGAACACACAAAAAUCGCAACACGAACCGGACGCAGACGCUAACAUGAAACAAUUACAGAGUUUAUGGAGCACCGGCUUGCCGCAUGUUGCAUCCAUGGCACAGGAUGGAAAUGGCGUGAUAUCGCGGCAGCCCCGGUCUGACUUGACCAGGUCCUUGCGGCAGUCUAGCGGACAGCAGCAGCUCCGGAGCCUGGACCUGCCGGCCCUGCAGAACGCCCCGUUGGAGCGGCAGGCCCGCAGGAACGAAUACGUGGAUGUCCCGGGCACUGAAAACCGGAGGAAUAACAAUGAGAGCCCGUCGGUAGUCCUCUCCAGCAGCCACCAGCACCGCGGCCACCGGUCCACUUGCAUCAUCGUCUCGGACAACGGCAAGACCAAAGUCUUGAAACUUGGCAAACGGGAAGUCAGUAGGACUAGCGACGAAGUCAGCGAGGCCGCUGCCCAUCACCAGGCCAGGACCUCGCUGCACUGUUUCGACAGCACCGACAUCAUCCCCUGCGCGAAUUGUGGGCUAUGCUGCUGCGACCAGUGCCGGCCCAGAACAGACCCCAACAACCACACCUGGCUGUGCAGGGACAGGUACGAGUGCUCAGCCGAGAACAACUUGGAGCAUUGCACCUGCCUCUGUUGCGUCAAGGGAUUAUUUUACCACUUAGCGGACAGCAACCACGAUGACUACUCGUGGGGCGACAAGCCGUGCUCGUGCGGGGACAAGAGAUGCUGCUUGAGAUGGUCCAUAAUGGGAAUGAUCUCGCUGGUAUUGCCCUGUCUCUGGUGCUACUUGCCUGGGCGAGGGUGUAUAUCGACAUACAAAUACUGCUUUGGCAGGGACGGCUGCAAAUGCAGGGAACCCGAUCCGGAUUACGAGUGGUUCGGAGCCGUCUCACUGUAGAAGCCUCACCGCAAUCCUCCUCGUCGUCUUGUGCAAGCCUGACAGUUCCCAGCCUGCCGGCGAACAUGGGGUACAUCCGACACCGGUGCGGGCCAGCGGGGCGCCCCGUUUCAGGCCGGCGGGCCGCGGUUACCGCGCGCCCCGCCGAGUCAAUGACAUGCCUCGCCACGUGGCCACCACGGCAGAAUUUCCGUAACUCAAGGAUAUUAUAUCAGUGCGGCGGCUGUGGAAACAACGCUCGAGUUGCAGCAGCGGGGCCAGCGGCCGGCCACCACCGAAGCAUCCGAACGCUGGAACCACUGCGGAACCGUCUACAGGAUAACCAGGGAUAUAUCGCAUCCACCGUGCAAGGAAUUCUGAUAAACAGGAGCGGACGUCUCGUGUGGAUCAGACCCAAUCGGUAGCACAAACCCGAGGGGGCCGUUCAAAAGCGUCUCCCUUCAACCCCCUGGGAAGAGAAAUUAUACACACAAGUCACAAGAAAUAUGUGAUCGCAUGAAGGAGAGGAAAUCAAACCACAAACACACACACACACGUGUAAAUGUACCGUCCCGCGGUGGGGGACCUGCUUCAAAGAUUGAAUUAUUUUUUAUUAUUCAUGGGAAAAAUGGUGCAAUGAACACUACACCUAGAUAGUGUGCUAAAUAUAAUAUGUAUAGAGAAACAAAAGUGUACGGUUGUGUAGUAAAAUCAAGAUGUAUUGUGACCCCAAAGAGAAACCAAUCGGAAGGGCCGGCGCUGGAUCCGAUUCCAAUUAAGAAUUCAGGUGAAAAACGCACAGGUGGAUAUCAAAGUACAGCGGGCCCGAAAAACAACGACCCCACGUACGCGUUUAGCAACUCCACAAACCUCCAAAAAACAAAACAACGAAAAAAUUGACCUUGCCGAUUGUUUUUUCCCGCGCUUUCCAGCUUCACCGGAAUUGGAAACACAAAACCGGGCCUAACGCAAAUCACCGAGCUAGCUGGGCAGAUGUUUGUUUAACGUCUCGUCCGGAUAUCUCGCAUUUCACCUUUUUACUCCACUUCAGGAGAAGGCGAAGAAGAAAAAAAACAUGUUUUCAAACCCUUAAUGGUAGAGCUGGAGUAGCCACAUAGAUCCCACUGUUUUGAUAUUAAGUCUAUACAUAAUAUGUACUGUAGAUAUUUAUAUAUGUAUAUACAUGUAUAUAUGUACAUUUUAUAUAUAUAUGUGUACAUACAUAUAUAUAUUAUAUAUAGAUAUAAACAUUACACUCGAUAUUAAAGGUCGUGUCGGUCAGCGUUGUUUGUCUACAGCGAGGCUUUCAUUUGCCUUCGUGUUUUUAUUUUUAUUAUUUUGUUCUUCAAAAACACGCCUAUCAAAAGCCUCGCUGUAAACACCAAGUGUAGUAAUAAACCCACAAUUUCUGGAUUGUUAUAUGAAUUUUUGAAAACUGGUUGUAUAAAAUUAUGUACGAAUCCUGUUGGUUAAUAAUAUUAAAUGUAAAAAAAAACCUCGCGGACAGUAUUCAGGUAGAGUUGUAAUAAGCGCAGGGAUUGUGGAGGGAGUCGAGGAAGAAGUGAACAAAACAAAAAGGAAAGUAAAAAAAAAAAAAUUCGUUGGUGUUCAUUCACCAGGAUCACGCAAGUCAUGCUCCACUCCUCCUUUCAUUUUUUUUUUUACCAAGCGCUCUGUCCGCCCAAACUACACACUGUUUCCGGCAGCUUUUCACGCGAGGACAAUACCGAGUCUCUCAAUGGAGCUGUAAAACCUCAUCGAGUGUGCCAGUCAAUAAUACUCUAUUGAACAAUUCCCUUAAAACGGGGGGAGUUCACCCGCAGUUCUGUAGCGAAAAGAGGUCCCUUUUUUGGCCCGCGGGCAACUUAAGCCCAGCGCUGGCCCCCAUAAGUAGGAGUCAUUAGUGGGUAAAACCUGUGAAACUUUUCAAGGGCUAUUUCCUCUCGGGUUUUUUUUUCUCCCUUGAUGAUUCUUAACGAGUAACUUCCUAAAACCCCCCAUUAAAAAAAAAAAAAAACUCCAAGCUACCCCACGUAAGUGAUGGGCUUGUUCAAGCAUUGUCAAUUUGCAUGGAACAAAGAGAAAAGUACAAAAACUCCGGAAAUAUUGAGGAGAAAUAUCGGUGGACAAAAAUUAUCAGCCUCCCCACGCAAAAAAAACCCAUGCAUGCGUGAACAAUUUCGCCAGCAUUAUCAUAACUGUAGAGGGGUGUUUGGUGCAGGGCAGCCGGUUGGGGCUGGGGCUCAGUCGUGCGAGCGCCGCUUUGUUAGCCACGCCGAGCUGUGUAAUUUAGCGUACCCUUUACCCACCGUCUGAAUUUACCAAACCGAUAAGUGCACCCCUGUACCAAUGAAAAAAAAAGGCUGCGGAAUAAAUCCCUCCAAAAGGUACGGGCCGGGCCAUUGUGGCCGUGUAUUGCGGGUGUGAAGUCGGGCAGAAAACUUUCCCCGGCGACUCGGUCGGUGUAUUAUUUUUUUUGGCAACUGCGAGAUUUGUUCACACGUUCCUCCCUAAAAUGCCUCGAUGCUGCUGGAACAUUUUUUUUUCUUCAGACAAACAUGUGGCUUGCCGCGGAUUUGCAGCACAUUUAGGUUCAUGUCAAGGAUGAUUUUUUUUUGGUUCCCUUGUACUGCAUUACCCCUUCAACUGGAAACAUGAAACGUACAGCAAGGCUUUUCAGCGCAAAACUGAAGAAGAAGAAAACAAAACUGAAACUGAAGAAGAAAACAAAACACUACCAUUUUUAUAGGUUUAAUUAUGCUGGUACGUUCCAAUCUAGUUCCAUAUGCUGUCUCCGCUUCGUGUAGUGCACAGAGCAGGCUGACCUCUAUUUUUCCACGAAAACCAUUGAAUAAAUCAUUUGGGAUUAGUAAACACUUUUUUUAAUCAAAAAGCUGGGGACAGUACGAUUAUGUAUUCUUAUUUACUAUACCUGGCACCGCGUUGUUUGUGUGAGAGAAGCCGGAAACAUGGCGCUGGGCGCGCACAGUGCGCAUGGUCAUAGGGGUCAAGUCUUGACGACGACCCGCCAUGAUGGUCGCGGUGGGAUGCCCUCUUUUUUACCAAACUUGUUCGGUUCCCUCCAGAACUCCUGUUGUCGCAAUCAUGUCAAAUUUUAAAGUUGGCUCUACUCAGUUUCUUCACCAGUUUUUUUUGUUAUCCCUUCACUGCCAUAACUUGUACCGAUGUUAUUUUUUUUUUAACUGGUGUUCAGAUAAGCACUUUCAACUUCAAUCUUUUUCCAUCUCACCUGCUCAGCAUUUUUCCCUGACUUUAUAAUUUCAACUCGGUUUAAGAUUUUAAAACAAAAUCUGGCAUGUGAUUUUUUUUCUCUUCUGUAGUUUAGCCAACCUGAAACACGUGCGUCGUUGGCAUAAGCACACGUAGGCUUAAAUUCAUACAUGCACCCAGCUUAACCCGGGCACAGUACAAGGUACAGGCGAUGAUUGUACUCAAAACGCUAGCCCUGUAGUGCACCGUAUUAUUCACAAGGGGUCGAAGGUCGCUUGUAGGUAAACUGUGCCGGUCCCGCAAAUGUUUGCUCUUUUCUCUUCUAGUUCUAUACUCAACGGCAAAUGAUUCAGAUUUGGCUUUACUUUUUAGGGGCAGCUUUAAUUAGUAAAAACUCCGCUUGAAACACAUGGAAAACAAACUCCGCUUGGGAAAAAAGUUAGACCAGCUCUGAGAAAAGUUUCUCAACAGAUUUUGAAGUCUAUUUAACCCGAUGCAAUUUCCUGGUUGAACUACUUGGACGAAGAGACGAGAAUUUUAGAUUCUCAGACCCGAUUUGCACAACGGAAAAAAAGUUGAAACUUGCCCCGUGCCCGAUCUGGGGAUGAUUAGCGCAGGCCAGCUUCUGAUUGUGUGCAGCCCUACAGAUCUGGGGCUUCCCGCGUGAACGGCACCCUGGCUCGGUUCACACUGCCAGUUAUAUCAAUCAACUAAAAAAAAAAUCUAAAAAAAAAAAAUCUCGGAACAAUUCCUCCGAGAUCGAAUCCGGUGCAAAGUCCCAAGGUCGACACAAUGGGACUGUGUGAGAUACGAGCCAAAAAAAGAUGGUAAACUCGUGGGUAGAGUACACAGGAAGUCACUUGUAUACUCGAAAUGUUGAAGAAGAAGAAAAAAAAUCAGCUUGUUUGUUCACCGGGUUAUUUGCUUGCUGACCUAAAUCCUCAGUGCCAAAAGUGGGAAAUAAAUAGAGCCAUGUUUGUUCAGGGAACACACACAAAAAUAAUGAUCCGCGGUUUUUACUGGGACUUGGUAGGGUGGGUGCUCGUAUGAGACUCUUAUAAAAAAAAAAAGAAAACCAAAAUUUGCCUGAACUAGAAGUGUUCAUCAUUGUAGUUGUUGAUGCGAUUUGUCAGUUUUUCGUGGAAGCUACAGAGAAACCGUGCAUUAAUCAGUUUUCUUAACACUAAAUCCAGAUUCUUUCUCGCCAUACCUGCAGUUUCUUACACGUGGUACCUAUAACCCAGACCGAUUGUUUUGUACGGUUAUAUUGCUAUGCAAUGCAACGUCGUUUAGUUAUUGACACAAACAGAAAUGCAAAAAAAUGCCAAUUUUUCAGCUAGAAUUUAACUUACCCAGCAUUUUGUUUUUUGGUUAAUAUGGCAUUUGUAGAUGCUACAACUUAAAAAUGACGAGCAACUCAGUUAUUGCUGGUUCUUUUAGCUGAAACGUUUCUCUGCGUUUUACUGUUGCUUACUAUUUGUCAGGAUACUUUUCUUUAUGUCAGACUUCUCGCGUAAACUCUCAUUCUUUCUCGUGAGCAAUGGACGAGACUUGACAUUUUUAUCAAGACGAUGCAUUUCUUAUUGUGCCCAAAAAAUCCUUCCGUUUUUUUGUUUUUUUUAACUUCAAAUCAAAACCUAACUGCCUCAUCUCCUUUAGUUGAGAUCUUCAAGCAAUUAAUGUUUCUCACAGUCUUUUUUUUUUAAUCUAUUUUUUUUCUGUAAAAGAUUACGAUCGCUUAAUUCUGUACCAUUGUAUUCACACUGCAAGUUGUCUGACUUUGCAGUCAGCUUCAUGUAUUCAUGUUGUGUUUUUGUUUUUGUUAAGAAAAUAAUGUAAUGUAUUAUACCGGUGCUUUAGCACCGACCAAAAUUAUAUCAUCAUAAUGUGAAUGCAAGGGGAAAAUAAAUCUGUAUAAACAGUAAUAUUACAUUUUUUUUCCUUAAAAAUGUGGAAAACUGGAAUCUUCUUUGUGGUUGUUAACGACCUCCCGUAUCGUUAAGAGGUAAACGCCCACAAAGUAGGAUGUAAUAGUUUUUUUUGUUCGGUGAAGAAUCAUGUUUUUAAUUUUACUCUAGAAAACAUGUUAUCGUUACUGAUGUUUUAACUGCAUUUUUCUGCCAAUUUCUUUUUUUCCUGUUUGUAUAAAAAGGUUCAGAAAAUGUUAAAUAAUUGUUAUACUCAUUUAAGAAAGGAAAAGAAGUUGUUUCUUGAUUACAAGAGUGGCGGGUUAGCGGAGUCUGUGACGUCACCGCCGUAUAUACGAAAACCGGUUAAAGGUUCCAUUUUUCGGUCGCAGGCAGGACCGCAAAUGUGGUUCUAAAAAUGGCAUUGUGUCCCCUUAUGUUGUUACCAAAAAAAGCAAAAGUGUUCAUUUCUUUUCUGUUAGACAUAUUUUUGACAGUGUAAACUCAUUUAGUGGAAAAACACACACACGCAAAAGAUUUGGUACGAGGUUGAGCCACGCAUGUCAAAGGUCAUGGUGCAUGCGUAAUGAAGCUCAUGCAUGUACAUUCGAGCGAUACGAUGUAUUUAGUAAGCAAAGUUGCUGAUCCCUUUUGAAUUUGAUUUGAUUUUGACUUAAAGAAAAAAACAAAAAAAGAAUCACAUGUGGUUUGCUUCUGAAGAUAGGAACUAUUUAUCUGUAUUUCGUACAUGAGAAAAUAUGUGGAGUUCUAUUUUAUUAUAUUAUUUAUUUUUCAGGAAGGUGUUGAAGAAAAAAAAUAACAUGGAAAGCAAGAAUGCUACGAGAUAA